AAUCAGUGGAGAAUGGCCAGCCAGUCCCAGGGAAUCCAGCAGCUCCUACAGGCUGAAAAAAGAGCGAAAGACAAAUUAGAAGAGGCAAAGAAAAGAAAAAAUAAGCGUUUGAAGCAAGCAAAAGAUGAGGCAACAGCAGAUAUCGACCAGUAUAAGAUUAAAAGAGAGACCGACUUCCGUCGCAUCCAGACUUCGAUAAUGGGGUCUCAGGGUAACUUGGCAGUGAAGAUAGAGGAACAGACCACAGAAAAGAUUCACGCCUACAACGCAAACUACCAGAAAUACAGGGAGCUGGUGGUAAAAGAAAUGUUGGACCUGGUGUGUGACAUUAAGCCAGAAAUCCAUGUCAAUUACCAAGUAAAGGGGUAAUGUUUUGGCUUCAUCGGCUACAGCUCUGUCAGAGUGAUCAUUGAUCUCCUUUGGAGUGAGAAUGGAUAAAACCAAGAAGACAUCUUUUUUUUUUCCUUAUCACGGAUCCGGUAUAAAUGUUGUUUUACAACAAUUUAAAAUGUUGGACAAAUUGGAUGAAAAUUAUUACAAGGGCAAAACUUUGUAGUAUACAGAAUGUUAUAUAUCUAAAAAAUUAUCAUUAUUUUUUUUUUCAUAUUAGGUAGAUUUUAUGUUGUUGACAUUUCUGCUAAAAUAGCUCAUCGGCUCAAUAUAGCUGCUUUUAAAACAUGGGAGUUGCACGUCGACACUGUUAACAUUUCAUUACACUGAGGUCCAUAAAAUGAGUAUUAUUGAGUUGGGUAAUAUAUGCCACCAAUACCACUGGACAUAUUAUCCUUCUCUUGGUUGUGUAGGUGUGAGACUUGGCGAUUUAAUGGGGGAAAGGAAAAGCUGGCAGAAGAAAUGGAGAAGAGACCACUUAAAACUUGUACACCAUCCCAAAAUGUUAUGAGUUCAGAACUAGCAUAGGUACUUCGAAAUAAAUAGCAGCGGGGUUGCUAAACUGUGCUGUAAAAAAAAAAAAAAAAAUUCAAGCAAAUUAGACGUGAAUUUCAAAUUUAAGGCCUAAAUAGACAACUUGAAAACAUGAUUGAAAUUAAUUUGGAUUAGUUUUGCAUUCCUGACUAUUUAUACAAUGUGAUUACUAAAUAACUUGUUAUCAUGUUGCAAAACUAUAAUGAAUUUUCCCAUGGUGUCCAUUGACACCUCCAUUAUACCCCCUAAUUGUCCUGUAUUCAGUGGCCCAGUCUCAAAAUGAGGUCCCUAUUUAGCUUGUAGCCCAUGGACAUUACUGAAUUGUCCUCAGCAAACAAAGUGGGAUGAUGGCUCUCCCUCACCAUUCCAGGUUCCUAUUUCCCAAUGUUGAAGGUAUGCUACAUGUUAAAAAUUUGCGGUCUCCACAAUGCCAAUAUCAGACAAUUUGUCAAAUUGUAUGGACAUUUCCAAGUAUUUGUAUUACCGUAAUAAAAUAAAAGAUAGAGUGCAUUCAUAA
Molecule: messenger RNA, 1441 nt
Organism: Pelobates fuscus (common spadefoot toad)
Lineage: Eukaryota; Metazoa; Chordata; Amphibia; Anura; Pelobatidae
Gene: ATP6V1G3
Product: ATPase H+ transporting V1 subunit G3
Exons: 3
Coding region: 13-369 (118 amino acids)
Biological process (GO): proton transmembrane transport
Cellular component (GO): vacuolar proton-transporting V-type ATPase complex
Molecular function (GO): proton-transporting ATPase activity, rotational mechanism
Source: RefSeq, a predicted model, not a curated record